Chinchilla lanigera (long-tailed chinchilla) is the source of this 104-nucleotide messenger RNA. RefSeq names its product translation initiation factor IF-2-like. NCBI's taxonomy places the organism in Eukaryota, Metazoa, Chordata, Mammalia, Rodentia, Chinchillidae. The record is from RefSeq and is a predicted model, not a curated record.
AAUGCAGGGGCAGGGGGCUCCCUCUGCCUCUCCUCGCCGCGCAGCGCGCGCCGGCUGCGCCGUCCCGGCUUCGGUCGGCCGCUCGCUCGGCGCGGGAGCUCCGG